Messenger RNA from Paramuricea clavata, 4148 nucleotides. NCBI's taxonomy places the organism in Eukaryota, Metazoa, Cnidaria, Anthozoa, Malacalcyonacea, Plexauridae. The record is from the annotation of a GenBank genome assembly.
AUGUCUACAGACAAAAAUUACAAGCCCACGACGAAUAUUAAAGGCGAAUUCGUUCGGAAAGAUUCUCAAUUUCGUAACCGCAUCACUGCAGAUGGUUCGAGCGGAUUCAAGGCUGAAGCUAAUCGUUAUCAUCUGUAUGUGAGUCUCGCUUGUCCAUGGGCUCACAGAACUUUGAUAGUUCGCAAGCUGAAAGGCCUUGAAAAAGUCGUAAGUUUAAAUGUUGUGGAUUGGAUUUUGGGGAAGGAAGGCUGGAAAUUCGACCCAGGUACGUAUUUAGAAGUGAAAAAUAUAAACGCAAUUUAUUAAUGACUGAUUCAGUAUUCAUAUUCCAAAACCGAAAGGAAUUUAUAGGAUUUAUAUAUUGAGAGUCACAGUAAGGUCAAGGAAACGGUUAGGCUGAGUGGCUUGCUGGCGAGUAAUUUCAUGGGCUAGUUGUCUAUGGCAAUAUUUUAUCUGGAUUCUGGAGAACAAUGUGUCAAUGUUAUACUUGGCAGAUCUACAUGCAUGGGCUGAUCAGUGAUCAUACAGCUUUCUACAUGUAUGGCAUGGUCAACUUAUCACCUCACCUUAUCAUUUGCCUCCCCCCCCAAAUAGGGCACCCCUAUUUGGGAUAGGUGGCAAGUACUUCCUGCAUGCACCCACUUGUUGAUCAGUGGUCUGCAGGUGGUUAACAAGUACUGCAAUUACAAUACUGAUCCUCUUCAUUUGUGUGAUCAUAUGGUUAUCCUUGAGUCUAUGAUAUAUAUCAUCAUACAGGUGCACCCCUUGUAAUCGGAGGCAUCUCACCCACAUGAGGAGGGGGGAUACAAACCACUCAUCCCGGCACAACCUACCUCCCUUUUUGUCGACUCGAGCUGAAUUUUUGUUGACUCCGAAUUCUGUUGACUUGAAAUUUUUGUUGACCACUGAAUUUUGACUCAAAAUUUUUGUUGACCUCUGAAUUUUUUUUGCUGCCCCUUUUUGUUGCUCACCAAUCACAUUGCCAAGAUUUGUUUUUUGCUUUGCUUCAUACAAAUUCGCCUAGUGGAAAAUGAGUGUAUGAUAUACAUUAUAAAGUACUCUAUUAACCAGCUGCCCUAGUUCAUUAGCUUUACAAAUAACCUCCCCCCCCCCCUGCAAAUUGCACUCCAAUAUCUUUUCAACCUUUUUACACUUAGAAAAGCCAGGGGCAACACCAGACACUGUGAACAACUUUGGUCACCUGAGCGAGGUCUAUGCCCUUUCCGAUCCGGAGUACGAUGGUCGCUGGACCGUACCAGUUCUAUUUGAUAAAGUCCAGAAGAAGAUUGUCUGUAAUGAUUCUGCUGAAAUCAUACGCAUGUUGUCGCCAGAAUUUAAUGAAUUUUGUGAGACAGUGGAACAGAAGGAGUUAGAUCUUUACCCAGAGGGACUGCGCAAAGAAAUUGAUGAGAUGAAUGAUUGGGUCUAUCCGUAAGUAUGAUACUAAUUUGGAAAUCUAGUUAUUUCAGAGAAGAUAAACAUGGUCCAUUGGACAGUUAUUUCAGAGAAGAUAAACAUGGUCCAUUGGACCAUUUGCAUUAUAGACUAAAUUUAGAUCUAGACAAAAAUUUCAUCACAGCUUGAAAGAGCAUCACAAAAUUAGUAAUAUUCCAAAGUUUCGUUGCAAAAUGUUGUAAAAUGCGGAUAAUAUAGCCUUGCGAAGUUUGCCGUUUUUCAGUCAUUUUGUAUUACGCACGGGAAAUUGACAGCCAAAUCGGGUGUUGGGGCAUCAAUUUCCCGUUUGUAAUACAAAAUGACUGAAAAUUGCAAAUUUCGCAAGGCUAUAGUAUAUUAUCCGCAUUUUACAACAUUUCGCAACGAAACUUUGGAAUAUUACUAAUUUUGUGAUGCUCUUUCAGCUUUGAUAAAUUUUUGGCUAGAUCAAAAUUUAGUCUAUAAUGCAUUUAGUCUAUAAGUUUUUUGGCCAGAUGGAAUUGAGAGAUGUUGACCACUAUCACCCUCAUCACCAUUAUCACUACCACCAUCACCACCAUGAUCGUCACCAGGGUCCACCAUCAUCAUCAUCAUCACUAUCAUCAUCACCACCAUCGUCAUCAUCAUCACCAUCAUCACCACAAGUCCGACAACAAAAUCAUGUUACUACUGUAUGUGUCUUGCAAAGUGAAAUUUUAUUUUUUAACAGCACAAUCAAUAACGGUGUUUAUCGCUCUGGGUUUGCAUCAUCACAAGAGGCUUAUGAUAGCGCUGUUGUAAUUCUCUUUGAAGCGCUUGAAAAAGUAAGUUUAGCAUAUUGUCAAAAAUCGCAACAGAAAACUUAACAGGGACAUGUUUAGGUUUUAAAAGGCUACGUUUCCACUAUACCGGAUAACUUUCCGUAGCGGCGCGAAAAAGUACCUAUCUCAUACGGAAUGUACAACUUUCAGAAGCUGAGCAAAACAUCUCCGUUGGCGUUGCAAUAAUUCCUCUGAAAAUAGCGUUCCUAAAAAGUGCGGAUAGGUGUCUUUUCACGUCGCAACGGAAAGCUAUCUGGUAUUAGUGUACAUGUAGUCUUCACUGAAACAAAUUGAACAAUGAAGGAUCGUCCUUACUGAACCUAGAAAACAGUCUAAAGCUGAUAGAGCUAUCAAUUCCAAAUAGAGUUAGAAUUUUCAGGAUUAAUCAUAAAGUGAUGGUCCUUACUGGACCUCAAGGAAGAGCAGUAAAGAACGAGGUGUUUGCGUUCACUUGCAAUAAUUAUUUUGCAUCUCUUUUAUGCUAGCUUGAGAAUAUUUUAUCAACACGAAGAUAUCUGGUUGGCAAUCGAUUCACAGAAGCUGACGUCCGUUUGUUCACGACUUUGAUUCGUUUUGAUCUUGUUUAUCAUGGCCAUUUUAAGGUACAUAAACCUUCCAAAACUUUUUUUUCAUAAAGCUUGUUAAUACUGUACUUCAGCUUGCUGAUCGUCAAACUAGAAAUUUGGAGGUUACGGGUCCAAGUUCGCAGCGAGAACUAUUUCAACAAGCAAAAAGACCCAGUACAUACUAUGAUACAUUAGAACCCCGCUAUCUCUCCAAGGGAAACAGAAAUGUUCGGGGUUCAAGAUAUAAACCGAAUCAGUGUACAAAAAAAUGGUUAAUAAUUCACCAUCACCAUCAUCAUGUUAUUUGUACAUUCUUCUCCAGAAAUCUUGCUGAAUCUUUCAUUUUUACAUUCUUAGUGUAACAAGAAGAGAAUAAUCGACUAUCCAAAUAUAUGGGGCUAUACUCGGGAUAUUUAUCAAAUGCCCGGCGUUGCAGAUACAUGCAAUUUUGAACACAUCACAAAACAUUACAUGGUAAGCUGGUGUCAUGAUAAACAAUGUUAUUCAGUAAGAUGCAGUUUUUGUGAUUUUUAAAGAUUUUGCGCCUCGCCUAAAGGUCUCUCAUAACUUUUAAACGAACGUUCGACCAGCACACGCUUGUCUUUCAAGCUGGGAGAUCAGUGUUCAAUUCUUGGUCAGACCUCUACUCAAGGUCUUAAAAUAACUGAGGAGAAUGUGCUAUACCUUUACAUUGUGCCAUUUACAUCAUUAAAAGGUUAGACUUUCGCGUCUUCUUGGACAAGACCAAUGAGUGAGAAGCUAUUUUCCAGAUUUUUACAGUUAUUAAUGGUGGGCAUCGAAAAUUGAAUUUUGAAAAUCAAUUUUGAGUUUUGACACUGACAUGAAACUCCUCACUUUAAACAGUCUUAACGUUCGUUAUACUAGACCGAUUUUAAUAAUCUUGAUCCACUCAGGAAAAUUUUCCGCAGAAAGAAAAUUUUGCAAAAUGUGAUUUGCCGAAACAAAUUUUCCGUCGGAAAAAAAUUUUGAAGUUAAAAAUUUUGAAGUUGAAAAUGUUCAACUUUUUUAAUCAAUGAUAUUUUAUUUGGGGGCUUUAGUGUCAAAAUUCAUCUCUUUGAUUAGAUUUUCGAUGCUCAGUAAUAGUUAGCUGUGUGAAAAAUCUAGAACAUAGCCUAUCAUAGCUCAGUAUUGUAUAUUUUUCCACAACAUCUUGUGUACUAAUAUUAAAUAUUACUACAGUAUUCAUACUUUUUAAUACUUAAAUAAUGCGAAUGUUUACUACAUUUUCUAGCAAAGCCAUCGCGACAUUAAUCCACAUGGCAUUGUUGCAAUUGGACCAGACCUUGACUUGAAGGCCCCACAUGGCAGAGAAACGCUUGGACAGUAG